Messenger RNA from Poecile atricapillus (Black-capped chickadee), 3876 nucleotides. RefSeq names its product serine dehydratase like (gene SDSL). Gene Ontology annotation, molecular function: pyridoxal phosphate binding; L-serine ammonia-lyase activity; threonine deaminase activity. Gene Ontology annotation, biological process: L-serine catabolic process; L-threonine catabolic process. Lineage: Eukaryota; Metazoa; Chordata; Aves; Passeriformes; Paridae. Bases 504 to 1487 code for a protein of 327 amino acids. The transcript is spliced from 8 exons. The record is from RefSeq and is a predicted model, not a curated record.
GGCAAUGAGAGGUGUCUCGGCUGGGGGGUUGGGAUGUGCAGGCUGCCCUGGCUCCACCAGGGGUUCAGGGGCAAAAUCCUAAAGUCUGCUGCUCCGUGUUUCUGCCCAGACCUGAUAAUACCCGGAGCAAACCCUUGAACAAUUUACGAGUCGCCUUUCCUCUUCCCCCAUCUCCUGGGAGCCCACAGCCCAUCUCCCGGGCAUGUGAAAGCUGCCGGGAUCUGGCUGGCGGGGCCACACGUGUUUGUCCCCGCCGUGUCACCCGGGAUCGUGCCCGGCCAUGCCUUCGGCACCGCUCCAGUGCCUGUAAAAGCCGCCCAGGGCUGAGCAAACAGCGGCGCCGGGGCAAUGUCUGAGCCCUGCCCCUUGUCCUGCUCCGUGACCCGGGGGAGCUGGGGACACCGGCACUGCCCCUCGCUCUCCCCCUCGUGUCCCGCAGGCUCGGCGGUGGGUGAGGACACGCAGCGAGGUCCCGGGGGACAGCAGAACAUCCUGGUCAGGUCAUGGCAGCCCAGCCUGUCGGGGGCCAGAAGCCCUUCCACGUCGUUUCGCCCGUGCUGGAGAGCCUGCCCCUCUCCAAGGCCGUGGGCACCAAGGUCUUCAUGAAACUGGAGAACGUCCAGCCCUCGGGAUCCUUCAAGAUCCGGGGCAUCGGGCAUCGGUGCCAGGAUGCUGCCAGGAAGGGCUGCCGCCGCUUCGUCAUCUCCUCAGGAGGAAACGCGGGUCUGGCGGCAGCGUACGCGGCCCGGCAGCUGGGGCUGCCCAUCACCGUGGUGCUCCCCAGCAGCAGCGGCCCCACCCCCGCCCGCAAACUGGAGCAACUGGGGGCCACAGUCGAGGUCUAUGGCAAGGUGUGGGAUGAUGCCAACAGGCGAGCCCAGGAGCUGGCUGAGACAGAGGGCUGGGUCAGCAUCCACCCCUUCGAUCACCCCUUGGUGUGGGAGGGCCACGCCAGCCUGGUCCGGGAGCUGAAGGACUCUCUGGAGGCCAAACCAGGCGCCAUCGUGGUGGCGGUGGGUGGCGGGGGGCUGCUGGCCGGUGUCGUGGCCGGCCUGCAGCAGGUGGGCUGGCAGGAUGUCCCCAUCAUCGCCGCCGAGACCCAGGGAGCUCACAGCUUCCACGAGGCGCUCAAAGCCGGCCGGCUCGUCACCCUGCCCGACAUCACCAGCGUGGCCACCUGCCUGGGAGCCAAGACGGUGGCGGCGCGGGCGCUGGAGUGUGCCCGGGAGUGCCAGGUGAUCUCGCAGGUGGUGGAGGACACGGAGGCUGUGCGGGCCGUGGAGCAGUUCCUGGAUGACGAGAGGAUGCUGGUGGAGCCGGCGUGCGGGGCCCCGCUGGCCGUGCUCUACUCGGGCCGGCUGCAGCGGCUGCAGAGCCAGGGGAGGCUGCGGACCCCGCUGGGCUCCGUGCUGCUCGUGGUGUGCGGCGGCAGCAACAUCCACACUGGCCAGCUGCGGGACCUGAAGAGCCAGCUGGGGAUGCAGUGACACCCGGCCCGGGCACGGGAUGUGACAGAGCCCGGCUGCCGCGCUCUGCUCGCUUUCCUUCCCAAAGAACAGAAAUAAAGCCCGGGGACGCGGGGCCGGGCUCCUCACGCAGCCUUUUCCAGCACAAGGCACCCAUGCAGGGAUGGGGAAACUGAGGCAGGGUGGUGCCCGUGCUGAGGGCGGGACUGGGGUCCACACGUCCCACUUUUAUCCUCCCUACAACCAUCCGCCCCCCCUCUCCUCCCUCCCCCUGCUCCUCCCCGGGCUGUUUGGGCUGCAGCUCCCCACCUCAAUUAGCAAACGCUCCCUCUCUGACUAAUUACUUUACUACUGGCUUUAUGCAUUAUUAUUGUAAUGAUUAUUAAUUAAUACAAUCUUCUCCCGUUCCUGCCACAUUGGCUGUGGCCAGACGAGAACACCACUCUUGUUACAGUGAUUUAUCCGCGGGGAUCCCCGGCCGGGUUUAGCACCUGCGGGCUCCGAGGUGCUACCCCUUCCCAGACCCCCGAGGAUCCCUUUUUUUCGGCCCCCAUCCCACUCUUUUCCCCAUUCUCCCUUUCCCCCAGGCUUUCCUGCUCUCCUACAUUUCCAUUCUGCAGCUCUGUGUUUGCUUUUAGCCCUUUGCUGUGGCGCCUCCUGGGGUUUUUCUGUAUCCUCCCAACAUUUCUCCCCUCUCCUUCCUCCCACUCCGGGUGAUGCGGGGUUUUGCUCCUGCUGGUGCUCCCCAGCCCCACCCGGUUCCCCUGUGAGCCUGUGCGCAGGGAGAGAAGCCCCUUGCUGUCCCCAAACCCCUCUCAGCCUCUUUUUUUGAGCAGAAGGGCGUCAGCCCCAGGACCAGCUCACCCCCAUCCCUGCACAAAACCCUUUCCCUGAGCUGGCUGGAACCUCUCCCUGCCCUAAGCCCCCCACCGGCCAGGCCCCCUCCCCAGGUGCUUGGAGGAGGCCAAACCCCCAUAAAUCAAAACUCUGCCACUCCAUCGUGAGCAAUACCUUAUGUAAAAAGGUGUUUCCAGGGAGCACCGAAGGCUGGAGAAUCCUAUUACGAGGCACACUAUUAAUUAUAAGGAGUCAGCCCAGCCUACUCCAGCUAUUUUUUAUCCCAGGUCCAAAACCUGAUUACUUUCCACCUUCUGCAGACCUUCCCAUUCUGGAAAAAUAAAAAGGCAAGAAGGUCAGGAAAAGAAAAAACAAAAAAAGCCAGCAAACAAAAAAAGGAAUAGCGCUGGUGUUUGCCCAACAGCUUUUAAAAAGGAAUUUAUUCCCGCGAUUCUGCUCAGGGGUGGGCCAGGAGCUCACGAUGGUGAUUCCUCAGCACGGUCCCACACAAGGGUCAGUGCUGGUGGUGACAUGGGCGUGACUGUGGGGUUUGGGGUGACUCCCCCAAGCGCCCCAACAGGGAGCUUUUCCCCUCCCUGCCCUCAUGAGGCCUUCGGGUGCCAGCUGGGGGUAUUGGGCUCAUGUCCCCGGCAGGGAUGUGAGGUGUGGGGUGGCUGGGGACACCCCUGGGAGGUGGCACGGCCCCAGCUGGUGACCUCUGGUCGCUCUGCAGCUGGAGACAAGCAGGAAUCCUGAGUGCUGCUGCCUGGCCGGGACCUUUGGGGUGAUGAGCACCCCGGGUUUGGCUCCUGCAGCCAGCCCGGAGCUGCAGAGCUCCUCUGUGCCAGGGGAUUAUUCCUUGGGAUCAUCCCUGCUGUGAUGGCUGUUCCUGCUGAGCCCCAUCCUCCUGCGAGGUGGCAGCUUGGAGCACCAUCCCCAAUCCCUCCUGCAGCCUCUUCUGCCCAGGUCCCCGACAUGGGGGUGUCCCAGCAGCCUAAAAACAACCCCCAGCUCUAUGCCUUGGAUUUUGAAUUAAUAAUAAUGAUGAUAAUAAUAAUAAUAGCAACCAGUGCUCACCCAGUGACUGAGCAUUUCAUUCUCCUCAAAAUGAUGCUGUGAGUGGGCUAUUUACCAGCUCACCAUCCUGUCCUUAUAGGAAGUCCCCAUCACCUGCUAACACCGACAGCCUGGAAGUGCUGCAGCCCAGGGGAGCAGCCGGCUGUGCUCCAGCCUCAGUUUCCCCAUUUGUGAGAAGGGGAGAAGGUGUUUUUUCUGGGGGGUGAGGGGACACCAGUGUGUCCCUGCUGGCUCCCGGCUGAGGGCUCCCUCGGGGCUCAGCCUGCCUCGUUGGCCACCCCGUUAUUAAUGCCAGUAAUGGUAUAGGAAGGAUAAAUUCCACCACUUGGCUGAACAGAGAAAAUAUGCAGAGAAGUGGCUGGCUUUCCAUAAAUCAUCGGUGCUCCGUGCUACAACCGAGCCAGGACUUAAAAUUCAGGUCAGGAGAGAGGGACUCUCGUAAGCCAGCAAGGGAAGGUAAUUUAUUCUGUUUAUAUCGUUUUACUGCAAGACAAGG